Molecule: messenger RNA, 1249 nt
Organism: Sitophilus oryzae (rice weevil)
Lineage: Eukaryota; Metazoa; Arthropoda; Insecta; Coleoptera; Curculionidae
Product: syntaxin-7
Exons: 6
Coding region: 252-1049 (265 amino acids)
Biological process (GO): intracellular protein transport; vesicle fusion; vesicle-mediated transport
Cellular component (GO): SNARE complex; synaptic vesicle; membrane
Molecular function (GO): SNAP receptor activity; SNARE binding
Source: RefSeq, a predicted model, not a curated record
UUUGUGUAUUAUUUUUCUUGAUGAGUCAGAUUAUAGGCUUUUCCAAGGCUUUUCCUAUUGAUUUUAAUGAUCAUAAACAUUCUGAAUUGAGAUAAUUGAUGAUUAAAAGAUAAUUUUCAAGACGCAUUUAUCGCACAGAGAUAAAGAGGUGUUAUUUUAAUCGGUCCAACAAGGAAAUUUUGUGUGAAAUCUUGGCAAGUGUCGGUAUUCUCCUGUAUUCUCCUAACAUUUUUUAUUGUAAUUUUUAAGCCAUGGAGUCGUACCAGAACGGAAAUAAUCAAACUCUAGAUCAGGAUUUUCAAAAAUUAUCUCAAACUGUAGCUAGCAGUAUACAAAAAAUUUCACAAAAUGUAUCUUCCAUGCAGAGAAUGGUUAAUCAAAUCGGGAGUCAUCAAGAUUCCCCGGAGUUAAAGAAACAAUUGCAUUCCGUUCAACACUAUACACAACAACUUGUCAAAGACACCAGUGGAUAUAUUAAGGAUCUGAGUUCGAUACCGCCUUCAUUGUCACAAUCUGAACAAAGACAGAGAAAAAUGCAACGCGAAAGACUACACGAUGAAUUUACAAGCACGUUAAACAUGUUUCAACAGGUUCAAAGGAGUACAGCACAGAAAGAAAAGGAACAAGUUCAGAAAGCUAAAACUCAGAUUUAUGGCGAUCAACCUUUUCUACCUGGAUACAAAAAAGAUCAGCAACUUAUAGAGCUGCAAGAUAGUGCGGCGAGGCAUCAAGUUCAAUUGCAAGAUGAAGCAGAUUUGAAGGCGUUACAGGAACAGGAACAAGCAAUUCGCCAGUUAGAGAUCGAUAUCAACGACGUGAACAAGAUAUUUAAGGACUUGGGCGCCAUGGUGCACGAACAGGGCGAAGUGAUCGACAGCAUAGAGGCCUCCGUGGAGAGCACCAGCGACUACGUGCGCCAAGGGGCUCAGCAGCUGCGAGAAGCCAGCACGUACAAGAACAAAAUUCGAAGAAAGAAGGUGCUGCUGAUAGGCAUCGCCUCCGCCAUCUUAGCUGUGAUCAUUCUCAUCAUCAUUUGGAAAACGAAUUAAUAUCUGAUUGAGCAAUAUACUCUGUUUUGUCAUCUGUUUAUUCUUAUAUAUGAAAAUUUCUCAAGAACUAAACUAUUUGACAAUGAUGAAUCGUCCAAAAGGAGGAACGCAAGUUAAAAUGUAGAUAUUUCUCAUCACACAGCUAAAUAAUGUCCAAAUUUUUUUGUAAGAGUAACUAAAAGUAUAUUUUUAAUCAUUUC